Molecule: messenger RNA, 5151 nt
Organism: Patella vulgata (common limpet)
Lineage: Eukaryota; Metazoa; Mollusca; Gastropoda; Patellidae
Product: whirlin
Exons: 17
Coding region: 368-3178 (936 amino acids)
Cellular component (GO): plasma membrane; cilium; stereocilia ankle link complex
Molecular function (GO): protein binding
Source: RefSeq, a predicted model, not a curated record
UAUAAUUUAUCGAUAUAGGUGGCUUUUGUCGAGUUGUUUAUUAAUUAGGACAUCUGCCUGGAUUUAGCACUUUAGCCAUAGGCUAGGCUAGUUUUAAACAGCAUCUCUAAUAAUUUAUCAAGGUUUUUUUUUUCUUAUUUGAUAUGAUAAGUUAUUCUAGUAUUUGAUAGAACAGCGUGGUUUAAUAUCAGCAUGCUCAUUUGUUAGGUGUUCUGAUACUAAAAUUAUGAGGUCAUUUCAAGAGAACAAAAGGUCAGUUUAUCGCUCUGCAGCAGAAUACAAUCAAUUGUAAUAGGCUACAUCUUAGUCACCAUUGAAUAAGUAAGACGUCUGGUCACAGCUGCCGCUGGUGGUGAUAAAUGCAAAUAUGAGUGGUGCGUUGUUUAAAAACAAGACUUCCAAGAUGCUGUCCAAUAAAAUGCAACUGGGUGAGUUACAGCCCAGACACAGGACUCUUUCUCUCAACGUACGACGUCUGCAGGAAGCACUUUCUGUUUAUCUGGAUGACGAGGAGACUUCGGGUUUUAUAGACGCUUUACAUACUUAUGAUUCGGAACGAGAUGUUUUUGAAUUUGUGAACAGUCUGAAAAAGAUACUUAAUAGUCCGACAAAAAGACAGUUAUUUCCCCUGGUGAAACGUGUCAUACCGCGAAAAGACAUUGAUUCAUUUGAACUGUUGACGAAGGGCGGAAAAUCUUACGGAACUGCCCCACGGGUUAAUUUAUAUAAGACGCAUACUUUGGAUAAGGUUCCCGAUUUACAUGCUGAGGAUCAAUUUCACACUCUUCGUACAGAUACAACUUUUGGUCGUCGUCACAGAAAAAGGAGACCAGAGUUAAACGUAGCUAAUUACGGGCCAAACGGUACAAUUCGCAGUCAAAGAAAACAGCGUUCAAAAUCAUCGAGUCGUGACAGUCGAUCAUACACUCUGACCAAUGGUUAUUCCAUCCCUCCGUCCACGAUAGGCGAUUCAGGAGAAGUGUUUAAGUUAUAUCUACGUCCCUCGAUGAAUCCUGAGGAAAGUUUUGGAUUUAGUAUCCGUGGAGGUACCGAGUAUGGAUUAGGUGUGUAUGUGUCAUCAGUUGAUCCAGGAGGUGUUGGUGAGCUUCAAGGACUCCAGCCUGGAGAUUUAAUCGUAGAAGCCAAUGAUAUUUCAUUUAAGAAGAUUUCUCAUAUUGAAGCUGCAAAGAUAAUUAAGGCAGCAAGAAAGUUAGAGUUGACGUUAUGUCGAAUCGGAAAAAUCCCAGGUACACAUGUAGUUCAUCAGACGUACAGGUGGAUAGAUCCCAAGGGGAGGCCAGUCUCCCCUCCUCCAGAACUAGAACAACUUCAUCCAACAGAACCCCUGGAACACAGAAAUAGAUCUGGAUUAUCGUUACUGAAAGCUAGUGAUGAACGUAAGGUAAAUGUAAAAGUGCCACGAGGAAAGAGUUUAGGGCUGAUGGUGAGAGGUGGACGUGAAUUUGGUCUGGGUAUUUAUGUUUCUGGUGUUGAUCAUUAUUCUGUAGCAGAAAUGGCCGGGCUGAAGGUAGGAGAUCAAAUUUUGGAUAUUAAUGGUCACAGUUUUUUAGACAUCAGUCAUUCCAGAGCCGUGAAAUUAUUAAAGGUUGGUCGCCACAUGGUAAUAACGGUAAAAGAUGUUGGUAAAUUACCAUUUGCUAAAACUACCAUCGAUAAAACACAGUGGAUAGAUAAAGACCAGAUGCCACGAUCAUCUCAUUCUAUCAAUGGAAGAUUAUCAGCAAGUUUAUCUAAUUUAGAACUGAUUCCAAAGUCUUCUAAAAGAAUAGGAUUUUCUCGAGGAGCUGGAUCCCAGCUGAUGUUAAAUUCUAUGUCCAGACAACAGUGGGAUAUGAUCGAAGAACAAGCUAGAAUAUUAUUAAAUGAACACGAACAGGCAACAUUACGAUAUUAUCUCACCGAAUAUCAACGUAGUAGUAUUAUGAUUGAUGGCCUCGUCUUCGCUUUGUUCGAACUUCUCAAUACACAAGCUAAGUUAACACUGGUUGGUGAAAUCCGUCCUUUAUUAAAUCCCAGAGAUUUGGAUCAAUUUGAUCAUCUUGUUCUUCAAAAAGAGGCUGAAGUUCAUGGGUUAGGAAGACAAUCAUCUCUGGUUCCUGAUUCAUUUUCUCUCAUGUCUUAUGAUAGUACAGAUCUACACCUUGAACAACAAAAUAAAAGAACUUUAUUCUCUUCUGCCAUGAAUAAAAAUAGAAAUGGUAAUCAAGUAUUUUUAAUGAAUCCAGUUUUACAUUCUAACAAUAAUAAUGGAUUUACGUCACGAGAUCUCCAGUCAUUACGUGAUGCUAUAGAACAAAUACAGGAGAGUGGGAAUUAUAUAUCACAGCGUAUAGAUAAACAGGAAGGUCAUUUAAAAGCCAGAAGUAAAUCAUAUAGUGAUCUGUCGUUCCCUGUCAGUAGCAGAAGUCGGACAAAGUCACGAUCACGAUUAAAUAUUAAUACACCAGAACCAAUCCCAUCAACCUCUAGUGGUAUUACAUCAUCAGGUUUCAUGGUAAAGGCAGACGUUCAUCAAACAACCAUUAAAAGGGGAGAUGAUUUACCUAGUGAUGAUAGUGGUGUAGAGAGUAAUGGUCACCUCACACAGAUGGUACAACAACUACAAACCUUCGACAGAAAGUCAAAUAGAGGAUCGAAUAAAAGGGUUACGAUUUCUCCGUCAACGCCUGUAGAUAUCAACCAUGUUCUAGCAGAGCAACCAAUCAACAAUCAUAUAGGGAAACAGAAUACAAAUGAAGCCACUGCAGCACCUAGUAGCAACCAAUCAAAUUAUCUUAGUCCAGAAGAAGAGAGGUUAGAAGAAGCUAGAGAGAGAUAUGGUGAUAUUAGUUUAGAUAUAAUAUGUGUAUACAGAAGUAAACCAACGUUAGGUCUGGCUAUAGAAGGCGGAGCUAAUACUAGACAACCAAUACCUAGAAUUAUAAACGUGCAGCCCGGGGGAUCUGCUUUUGAAUCGGGUAAAAUAAAAGUUGGUCAUGUGAUUUUGGAGGUUAAUGGACAAUCUGUGAUGGGGUUAAAUCAUACGGAGGCUGCUAAAAUGAUAGCGGAAGCUUUUAAAAAUAAACAGAGAGAUGGAAUGGAACUACUGGUCACAGAAACAGGCGCUGAAGUCAAGGGUGCUCCAGAAAGUUGUGAAGUGUUCAGUAUUGACCUUUGACCUCAAGAUGUUAUGCAUGUGUCAUAGUAAGAGACAGAAUGGGAUUUAGUUUCCAAUAAUUUUGGGGAGAAUGGUUCUGGAAUAUAACAAGUUUGACGUUGGUGUGAUUUCAGACACCAGAAUGGAUUUAGAACAUAUUAUCUUAAAUAGGUCCCAGACGUUGUUACCUCUGAAUUUUAUUCGUCAGUAUGCGCAAAAAAUCUCAUGGUACACUGACAACAGUAAGAUCACAGAAUAUUUGUACAAAUGUAAAAUUUGAAAUUGAUUCAAGUAAUCUUUUGCACAUACGAUCUAUAAGGCCUAAUAAUAGUUGAUCGAGAAUUGGUAUGUCUUCAUAGAGAUUGCAUAUAAGGCAGUAUCUGAGAACCAGAAUAUAUUUUAUAUGGCCUGUGUAUUUGUUUAUUCCCUUUGUGAGAUCAUUGAAAACAGCUUAGAUGAUUUCCCAGGCUUAUUAAUAGUUGAUCAAGAAUUAGCAUGUUUUCAUUGCAUAUACAGCAGUAUCUGAGUUCCAGGAUAGUUUUUAUAUGGCCCGGAAUCUGUGUACUGGUUAAUGUGCAUUGUUAGAUCGUUGAAAACAGCUUAGAGGUUACGGUGGUUAUAGAGAAUCAAAAGAAAGUGAAAGAAUUUUGCAUGGAACUAUGAGCUACAUUCAAGUUGAAAAGUGUAAGAAAAUGUAGGAGAAUUAAAGUCCAAGAAGUCGUUAACAAUUUUAGGGUCACAGUGUCUGAUAGGGUAAAAAGAAGCCAUGAACAAUUCUGAGAUCACAUUGACAGAGAGGCUGAUGAUAAAUGAAGUGUGAAAUUGAUUUGCUUCAAAACAAAAUGACAAAUCAUAUAAUUGGUGAUGAGAAACUGAAAACCAUGCUGCUUCUGUGAAUUUGAGCAAUAAAAAAUAAGCAAUUUAUAAUAUACAAGAGCCUACAUACAAUGUUUUGGUCAUGUUCAAUUCAUCUCGUGGACUACUAAAAAAUCGUGGAUGUCAGAAUUAACAUGGAUGUCAGAGUUGAACAUCAUAAAUCUGUAACUUACAAAAUGUCAGAUCAGGUUAUUUGUUUAUAAGGGUUGUACCUCCUUUUCAGAUUAAAUUACAAACCCUGAUGAUGGAAAUAAAUUAUUUUUUUUGUAAUACUAAGUAAACCUUUAGGCUAUUAAUAAUUAUUUAAUCUAAGAAUGGAAAAUGAAUAUUAAAAAAAAAAGUCCAAAUUUGUUCAUGAAAUACAAUUUCUGGAAGGAAGAAUUAUAAUUCCUUAAGUAACAAGGAUAGCUAGCAUUUCUUUAGCCUGUUUCAUAAUCCAGCAUGUAAGGACUAAGUAUCUAGCAUUUCUCUGGCCUAUAUAAAUUUAUGUACAUGUAAAUUCCAUAUUGUAUAGUAACUUUUUUUUAAUUAAUCCUGUAACACUUGGUACAUGGAAAUAUUGACUACCCCAAUUCCCAAAUGAAAACAAUAGAAAAGUUACCAUUUAUGUAGCAUCUUUUCAAAACAGCUUGAAAAUAGUGCUCUCUAAAUGCCUUGAACGGACCGUGCCACAGAACCAGUAUUCAGUUCUUAAUUAGUUCACAUUUAUUCAUGUGACUCGCACAGUUUGAUGCACUACAGGUAGCAGUAGUUUCAGGUGGGUCGGUUGCUAAAGGGUUAAAGUGUUUGUAAGUCAGUGUUCUUAUAGAAACCAGAACAAUGUGGAUUCAUUAUAGCAAAUAUUUUAUAAAUCAGUUAAAUUUGUUAUUUAUGUGUAUUACAUGUUAUUUAUGUGUAUUACAUGUUAUUUAUGUGUAUUACAUGUUAUUUUUGUGUAUUACAUGUUAGUAUCAUGUAUUACAUGUUAUUUAUGUGUAUUACAUGUUAGUUAUAUGUAUAACAUGUAAUUUAUGUGUAUUACAAGUUAUUGUUAUUUGUGUGUAUUACAUGUUAUUUAUGUGUAAUACAUGUUAUGUAAGUGUGUUACAUGUCAUUUCAUGCAUCUGUACUUAUUAUUU